Solanum lycopersicum (tomato) is the source of this 1346-nucleotide messenger RNA. Lineage: Eukaryota; Viridiplantae; Streptophyta; Magnoliopsida; Solanales; Solanaceae. The record is from RefSeq and is a predicted model, not a curated record.
GGAAGAUAUGUAAGUAGGUUUGGUGGGAGAAUAAGUAGGCAGUUUGUUACGAACAAAUCAAGAUCUGUAUUCAAAUGAGUUUAAAGGUUGAGUGAUGUCGAAGCCAGCAGAGAUAGUAUGUUUCGGAGAGAUGUUGAUCGAUUUCGUUCCUGAUUCUUCUGGAGUCUCUUUAGCAGAGUCUACUGGCUUUCUGAAAGCCCCGGGAGGUGCCCCUGCCAAUGUUGCUUGCGCCAUUACCAAACUUGAGGGGACCUCUGCCUUCAUUGGCAAGGUGGGAGACGAUGAGUUUGGGCGGAUGUUGGUAGAUAUAUUGAAGAGUAACGGAGUGAACAGCGAAGGAGUGUUGUUUGACAAGCAUGCAAGGACAGCUCUAGCGUUUGUGACAUUGAAGAAAAAUGGAGAGAGGGAGUUCAUGUUCUACAGGAACCCUAGCGCGGACAUGCUGUUGAAGGACUCUGAGCUCAAUUUGGGUCUCAUCAAACAGGCUAAAAUCUUUCAUUAUGGUUCAAUUAGCUUAAUCACCGAGCCUGUCAGGUCCGCUCACAUGGUUGCUAUGAAAUCUGCCAAAGAUGCAGGUGUCCUACUUUCAUAUGACCCUAACGUUCGCCUUCCUCUCUGGCCUUCCCCUGAAGCUGCCAGAGAAGGUAUCAAAAGCAUCUGGAAUGAAGCUGAUUUCAUCAAGGUUAGUGAUGAUGAGGUAAAUUUCCUCACACAAAAAGACGCGGACAAGGAAGAGACUAUAAUGUCGUUAUGGCAUGACCGCUUGAAGCUUCUUGUUGUUACUGAUGGAGAGAAGGGAUGCAGAUACUUCACCAAGAGUUUUAAAGGAAAAGUGAGUGGUUUCUCUGUUAAGACUGUAGACACCACAGGAGCUGGAGAUGCUUUUGUAGGUUCCCUUUUGGUUUCCAUUGCCAAAGAUCCAUCAAUUUUCCAGGAUGAAGAGAAAUUGAAGAAAGCCUUGAAAUUUUCAAAUGCGUGUGGUGCAAUCAGUACAACUCAGAAGGGAGCCAUUCCAGCAUUGCCAUCUACAGCUGAUGCUCAAGGACUCAUUGCUGGCUCCAAGGCUUACUAAACAUUGAUUCUUACCUAAUUAUCAUUUUAUUUUUAUCAUCUUCUCUUAUUUUCAAUUCACACCAUUUCUCCAAAUUAAUAAGUUCUGUAGACAAUUUAUUUAAGCUUUAAAGUAAUUAUUCCUAUUCUAAUUUCAUCGAUAGGCUUGUCAGAAUUAAUAUUGUUUCAAUUCGUGGUUCGAUAGGAUGUAUAAGAAUAAUAAUGCUACAUAGAGUGUAUUAGUAAUGAUUUUAUUAAUGGAAAAGGGUCAAAGUGCCAAUAAACUAUUCGAAAUA